Messenger RNA from Etheostoma spectabile (orangethroat darter), 1137 nucleotides. RefSeq names its product ER membrane protein complex subunit 4 (gene emc4). Bases 241 to 549 code for a protein of 102 amino acids. The transcript is spliced from 4 exons. Lineage: Eukaryota; Metazoa; Chordata; Actinopteri; Perciformes; Percidae. The record is from RefSeq and is a predicted model, not a curated record.
CAACAGCUACUAAUUUUAAGAGGGAAAAAGGGCAUGGGGAAAAGCUCUAGUUGUUCACAGGGGGGUAACAGCUACGCCUUGUGCGGGAGGGGGUCGUGGUGGGGGUAGGGCGGGGUCGUUCCCCCCAUCGGUAAUUGGAAGGGAAAACCCGUCCCCCACCCAGGGAUCCAGGAGCGGGACAAGAACCCCGGGGGAAAGCGUUGUUGGGACGUGGCUCUGGGGCCCCUGAAACAGAUCCCCAUGAACCUGUUCAUCAUGUACAUGUCGGGCAACACCAUCUCCAUCUUCCCCAUCAUGAUGGUCUGCAUGAUGGCCUGGAGGCCCAUACAGGCGCUCAUGUCCAUGUCUGCCACCUUCAAGCUGUUGGAAAGCUCCAGUCAGCAGUGGCUCCAGGGUCUGGUCUACCUGGUCGGCAACCUGCUGGGCUCGGCGUUGGCCAUCUACAAGUGUCAGUCAAUGGGACUGCUUCCAACGCACUCUUCUGAUUGGCUGGCUUUCAUAGGACCGCCUCAGAGGAUGGAGAUCAUGGGUGGAGGGAUGGUGUUGUGAAAAGGACGCAGACUACACAUACCAGAUUUAGAUAUUUACAGAUGUUAUAUAUUGUCCAUUCUAAUCUAUGAAAGCUCACAACAGAUUUAACCCCUUGUAGUGGCAUUUACAAGACAUCUGUCUUAUUUGCCUUUUUUUGACAGAAACAUUAAUAUGUCAUUACUUUAUGCUGCUGCUGGGCUUCAUGUUCACACCUCUUUUUUUCCUUAUUCAUCUGUUAAAGGGUUAAAAGCCAGCAGAUCAUCAUGUUGAACUACGGUUUCUUUCCAGUUGAAAUAACAGUUUAUUUAUGAGGUUAUUUUACAGAAUCAUCAUUAAAACAGAACUUUAUCGAUGUAUUGCUCCUGAAAAUGGCGGUAACCGUCUGUAAAGCAUUUUAAUUUUGUCACAAAGAAAGUCUUUUUAGGUUUUGUUCCCCUAGACUAGUUCAUCUUCUUUUGUUUCUCAGUUUGUAGUGACACACAUGAUUUCAGCAUGCUUGCCAGCAACAUUUACUAAUAUGUUUUAAUUUAUGAGUCGGUUUAACUUGUACUGAUUUGCUACAUGAACAUGUUCAAUAAAUGAAUAAAUUCAUAAUGGCUAAAAUAA